AUCCCAGGAUCCUGGGAUCAUAUCUGAGCCAAAGGCAGAUGCUCAACUGACCGAGCCACCCAGGAUUUUUCUUUAUGGGGCUCUGAUAUGACCCAUGGUACAUAUGAGUCAACAACUGUGAACCGUUUCCUGAAGAAAUUCUACUAUUACAGUAAUUGUGGCACUGUGGCACACUCAUAGAAGAAGAGUCUGGCUUUGCCAAGAACAUCUGAAAGGAAGUGAGUAAAAGUGGCAUAUUAUAGAGGUAAACUUAUAUCAUCUUUAUUUUUCAUUGGACGAAACAUUCACAGAUUUUGGCAUGAUAUUAUUUGGUGAAAAAUCACCAAGGUUGAAAAACACUGCUUUGGAGGAAAGUAGCUAUUCUUCUCAUCAGAAAACAAUUGCUGAGAACCUUCUGAUGCACAGCAUGGAUCUGUAUUGCAGCCCAAUAUGUGGUUGGUCAUAAGCAAGCUAAUUUUGUUAUGGCUUUUGCCCUGAACAUAAACUUACAGCUGUCCAUGCUCUCCAUGCUGUGCCUGCUCCCCAACCUACAGCCCUAGAGGCCACUGGGGCCAGUGACCCAUUCUCACCCAUCACAGACCCAGGGCCAGUCUCCAUGCCACACUUGUUUGACCAGGCCAAGGCAAUAUUGCAGGGCCACAUCAACUUCAAAUGUGGGCAGAUUCACCAGGGCAAGGUCCCUGCUCGUGUAUAUAGCUCUUGGCAGUGCAUAAUUCCUGGGGACCUGCAAGUGGCUCCCUUCACCUGCAUCCCAGAAAGCAAGCCCUUGGAGCUACAGGCAGCAACUGACCCUGCCCUAAAACAAAAAGCUGUGCCCUGGAUACCAAUGGCCCUUGAUCAACAGCAACAAGCCUCACCAGAUGCUGUCACUGAACACACUAAGCUGUCCCAAGUCCUGUCCGAGGGAGCCAUUGAGAAACUGGAGACAACUUUGCAGCACAAGUACCUGGCCUUCUUGUCAGGGCUGCCUGCUCUUUAUUAUGUGGCUCUCUCUAGGGCCAUGGCACCGGCAAUCUCUACCCAAGCUGUAAUCGCAGGAAUGGUGGCUGGGCCUGGUGAAUUCCCAAGUGAACCUCUGACUCAGAUGAUCUCAUCUGAAGAGCGGUGUCUGAGUCCUGGGCCAUGCUUUCAAGAUGCCAACGAGACUUGUGCAGACAUUGAAGAUGAGCUCCAGGUUGAAGAGCAGGUGGAAGAAGUGAUCAAGACGGUGCCUCUAGAAAGCCAGGCAGAGGCCUCUGGGCCCUACACACUCAAGAAACCCAUUUUAGCCAAACUAAAUUUCCAUCUAAGAAAGAAGAUCCUAGAGAUACAACUGGGAAUUCCCAUAAAGGCAAGGUUGUCCAGAGAACAAACUGUAGCAACCCCAGACAACACAUCCACACAGGAGUCUCUAGGGAGUCUAAACAACCAAGGAAAAACAUGGCUCCAGGAUCUCCCCAUCCCACCAGACACUCCUCAUGUCCCAGAUCCAGAAUGGCUCCACCUUAAAGAACAGCUGGCCCUUGAGUUAAAGGCAGUGCAGCAGAACCAGAAGCAACCUAGUUCAAGACCAAUACCUCAUGGUUCUGCCCACUGGACCUCACAACCCAGUUGGGGACAUGACAGAGGCCCAGGUGCUUUGUGUUCACUUGGAGGCCAAUGUGAACAGCCCCAGCCUGGAGGAGCCCUGGAGCCCUGA
This is a messenger RNA of Zalophus californianus (California sea lion), 1678 nucleotides long. Its product is annotated as protein FAM205A-like. The transcript has 3 exons. Bases 596 to 1678 code for a protein of 360 amino acids. The record is from RefSeq and is a predicted model, not a curated record. NCBI's taxonomy places the organism in Eukaryota, Metazoa, Chordata, Mammalia, Carnivora, Otariidae.